This is a messenger RNA of Helicoverpa zea (corn earworm), 3432 nucleotides long. Its product is annotated as UDP-N-acetylglucosamine--peptide N-acetylglucosaminyltransferase 110 kDa subunit-like. The record is from RefSeq and is a predicted model, not a curated record. Gene Ontology annotation, biological process: protein O-linked glycosylation. Lineage: Eukaryota; Metazoa; Arthropoda; Insecta; Lepidoptera; Noctuidae. The transcript has 8 exons. The coding region runs from base 729 to 3212 and encodes 827 amino acids. Gene Ontology annotation, molecular function: protein binding; protein N-acetylglucosaminyltransferase activity.
CGCGCUGAGACUCCGUCGCGUCGCCACGCCACCCGCCGCCGUCGCUUGCCUGCUUACUCGCAAAUCGAUAUUACCGUAUUUACUGUUCCGUCGCACAUGCACACUUUUACUACACAUAUUAUUACGGACGAUAAAAAGUUUUAUAGCGCGCUUUUUUAAUAGGAACACAGCUACCUUCCUGUCUUUUCAACAGUCAGGCGCUUCGGUGACAGCUCGCGGACACAAAGUAAACAAAACACGCUGAAGACAACGAGACCACGUUCCACAGCUGAUUUUUGUUCGAACAGCUGAUCGUGAAAAUGAGAAAUGCGCGGAGCUUUAAGAGUUCACGCCUAUUUAAACUCACUGUGAAGUAAAUAAUAGGUACAUAGAGUAUUUUGAAACCGUCUCUGAUUCGAUGAAGUCUUCCAUAGUGGUGGCGGUAAUGUUUUAUGGUGCGAUGAAUGACGUUGUAAAUAUAACGCGAAGGCGACUAAAUGGCGUGUGCGCAUGGUCUUCGUGUCGUUAAUAGAUCUUGUGAUAUAUGCUCACGAUUUGAGUGUAUAAACGAGCGGGUAAACGAAGGCCGAGACUUGCGUCGACGUCGCGUCGCUCCGGGGAAGUUGGCACGGUGCGCGCGCGCGGCGUGUCGUGCGGCGUGACGUGGCGCGCGGGCCCUGACUCGGCCGUGUCUCCGGCGUCUGCCCCUCUCAGUACAACCUUGCUCGCGCUGAGGACAUGUCCGUGUUAUGGACUACCAAUGCAUCGUCGUGUACACCGUCAUCAACAUCGCGCCCCCGCGCCUUACCGCGCAGGCGACGGACCUCUCUAACGGCUGUGUCACCUGGUUCAAAAAUAAAAUCAAAAGAGCGGUAGCAGUGUAUCUUCAUUCGCUAAGGUUGACGCCAAGCAGCGGGGCUGUACAUGGAAAUUUGGCAUGUUUAUAUUAUAAACAGGGCUUCAUAGAUCUUGCUAUAGACACGUACAGACGAGCCAUCCAACUUCAACCAAAUUUUCCCGAUGCAUACUGCAAUCUUGCUAAUGCGCUCAAAGAAAAGGGCCUCGUUUGCGAGGCGGAGGAGUGCUACAACAAUGCCUUACGAUUAUGCCCAUCUCACGUCGACACUCUCAAUAAUCUCGGUAAUGUAAAAAGAGAACAAGGGAAAAUUGAGGAAGCUACAAAACUGUACAUGAAGGCUUUGGAAGUGUUUCCCAACUUCGCCGCAACACACAGUAACUUGGCAUCGCUUUUACAGCAUCAAGGAAAACUCCAUGAAGCUUUGAUGCAUUACAGACAUGCUAUAAAUAUUCAGCCAAAGUUUGCCGACGCUUAUAGUAAUAUGGGCAAUACUCUUCGAGAAUUGCAGGAUAUUAAUGGCGCCCUUGUUUGUUUCAAGAAAGCAAUAGAAAUAAAUCCCACUUUCGCCGAUGCGCAUUGUAACCUAGCAAGUAUUUACAAAGAUAUGGGGAGAAUUAUCGAAGCUAUUGAAUCGUAUAAAAACGCAUUAAAAUUUAAACCAGACUUUCCAGAUGCUUACUGUAAUUUAACACAUUGCUUACAAAUAAUAUGCAAUUGGGAUGAUUACGAGGAGAGAAUGCAUAACUUAGUAUCAAUUGUUGAAAACCAAUUGAGUAUGGAAAAACUAACCUCGGUACAUCCGCACCAUUCCAUUUUAUAUCCACUAACGAAUGAAGUAAGAAAAGAGUUAGCCGCACGACAUGCCGACUUGUACUCAGAGAAAGUUAAUAUGUUGGGUAAAGUAAAAUUUCCACUUAAUAAAGAACGUAAGGGUAGAUUACGUGUCGGAUAUGUAAGCAGCGAUUUUGGUAAUCAUCCAACUUCCCAUCUAAUGCAAUCUAUACCAGGUCUUCAUGAUCGUCAAAAAGUGGAAAUCUUUUCUUACGCUUUGAACUUUGAUGAUGGAACCACAUUCCGUAGUAAAAUAGUUAAUGACUCCGAACAUUUCGUUGAUCUGUCGUCAGUGUCAUGUUAUAUGGAAGCGGCAAAAAGAAUUAACGGCGAUGGUAUACACAUAUUGGUGAAUAUGAACGGAUAUACUAAAGGCGCUCGAAAUGAGAUCUUUGCUUUAAAACCAGCCCCCAUUCAAGUAAUGUGGCUAGGUUAUCCGGGAACGAGCGGAGCACAAUACAUGGAUUACAUAAUUACUGAUGUGAUAUCAUCACCUUUGUCGAGCGAAUUAGAUUUCAGUGAAAAGUUUGCGUUCAUGCCAUAUACAUAUUUCAUAGGUGACCAUAAACAAAUGUUCCCACAUUUAAAAUCACAAUAUAUUGUUAAAACUGAUGAUAAUAAAGAUUCAGAUCGCAAUAUGGCUAUUAUCAAUUGUGCUGAAAACAUAAAUCUGGAUGAAAAGUCUAGUGUGAUUGUAACACUAAAGGUGAUUGAAUACGAAGAUUUAGUGCCGAUAGAAAUAAUUGAAAAACAAAUAAACAUUCCAAGCCACGUUAUCAAGAGUAUGGUAGAUCCAAAAAUUACGCAGGUAAUGGUUGACGACGUAUCGAUACACAAUGGCAUAUCGAUAAACAGUUGUAACAAAAGAGUAGCAGCCGCUGAAGAAAUAUUGGAAGAUAUAGUACUUACAUCGAGAAAGCAAUACAAUUUACCGGACGACGCCAUUGUUUACUGUAAUUUCAAUCAAUUAUACAAAACUGACCCAAGAGUAUUAGAAAUGUGGGUGAACAUAUUGAAAAAGGUACCAAAUAGUGUUCUCUGGCUGUUAAGUUUCCCUGCUGCUGGCGAACCAAAUGUACAUAAAUUUGCCCAGAGUUUAGGCCUCCUACCUGGUCGCAUCAUAUUCUCUAAUAUCGCUUGUAAGGAGGAACACGUGAGGCGUGGACAGCUGGCAGAAAUAUGUUUGGACACGCCAUUGUGCAACGGACAUACGACUACUAUGGAUGUUUUAUGGGCCGGAACACCAGUGGUUACACUUCCAGGAGAAACUUUAGCUUCCCGCGUUGCUGCGUCACAACUGCAGGCUCUGGGUUGUUCGGAACUGAUCGCCAAAACUAGAAGACAAUAUGAAGAAAUCGCUGUGAAAUUGGGAACAAAUAGAAAUUAUAGAAGAUACAUUCGAGCUAAAGUCUCCAAAGCACGGUUAGAAAGCAGCUUAUUCGACUGCAAACAUUAUGCCGGUGGACUGGAAGCACUCUUUGAGAAAAUGUGGCAACGAUACGAGGAUGGAGAAAAACCAGACCAUAUACAUGCUGUUGGUUGAUGUUAGAUUUUACCGAGAGUGAAGAUUUAUUUCAAUUUUACACUUUCGAAUAUUGAAUAAUGAAUCAAAUGGAAUUAUAAACUAGCGGUCCGUCCAGAUGCUGUCCAUGUGGAGCUCAAGGGUUUUUGAACUAAUUGUUUCACCACAUACAAUUUUAUAAACGUAACAACUUACUAAUUAUGUGUACAAUUGUGCUAUGAAUUAAAUUAUUAAUUAUUUA